AUGGAUAUGUCUGCUCUGUUUUUACCAACGGACUGUUGGCCAGUAUGGAACUUUGCCUGGUUACUGGCAGUACUACUGAUUCUUCCAACAUUUCUCAAAUGGAGUUGGCAGUUUUAUAUUAACAAGGUUUAUCCUGUGGACAAGACCUCAAGGAAACCCCUGCCUCCAGGGACACUUGGAUACCCAAUCAUUGGAGAGACCAUACAAUUUAUAAUCAAGUUUGCGAAGUACUAUCAUGAAAGGAGACAUAGAUAUGGUGCAAUUUUCAAAACACAUCUUAUGGGACGUCCAACCAUCCGUGUAUGCCAGGCAGAGUACAUAAAAACCAUUUUAAAUGGAGAGAACACCAUUGUUGUGUCACAAUGGCCUGAAGCUACAAGACGCAUUCUAGGAUCUGGUGCUCUGUCGAUGAUGUCUGGGGAGCCUCACAAGUUACGCAAGAAGUUCAUAGCUGCUGCGUUCUCCCAGGCAGCAUUACAAACCUACAUCCCAAGCUUCCAGGCAAUUUGUCGUCAGGACCUGAAAAACUGGAAGGAUAGUAAUCAUAUCAUUGCUUUCAGAGCAUGCAAGAACCUUACAUUCAAGAUAGCUGCUAAGGUACUGGUGGGCUUUGAGUAUGAUCAAUCAUCAGAUUUAGUGAAUCUGUUUGAAGUGAUGACGUACAACACCUUCUCCCUUCCCAUCAACCUGCCUGGGUUUGGUCUCUAUAAGGCAUUGAAAGCAAAGGAGAAGAUUGUUGCAGAGAUUGACAAACAUCUGAGGAGAAUUGAGGAGGAGGGUAGUGAUCAGGACUUUACCACAGCAAUACACCACAUCCUGUAUUCCCAGCAAGAGAAGACAACCAUUUCCAGGGAGGAACUCUGUGAGGCUGCUAAUGAGCUGCUCUUCACUGGAUACGACACUACAUCAAGUGGUCUCUGUUCAGUGCUCAUGUAUCUUGGUAGAAACAGGGAAUACCUGAACAGGCUACGGGCUGAACUCAAAGCCAAUGACUUGUUGGAUUAUGAAGACAACAAAAUCGACCUUAACUUGAAAAAAGUGAAUUCUCUCCCCUUCCUCCACUGUGUGAUGAAAGAGGUCCUGAGACUUGCACCACCUGUGGGAGCUGGUUUUAGACGGGCUAUCAAAACAUUUGAAAUCGGAGAUUACCAAGUACCAGAGGGGUGGACUGUGUCCUAUGGGAUUCGAGAAACCCAUCACAAUUCCCCAGUCUUCAGUAAAGCACUAGAGUUCAACCCUGACCGAUGGACAGGUGAAGUGUCUAACCUAGAAAAACAAGAAACAGGAAAAUUUAACUUUCUGCCUUUUGGUUAUGGAGGCAGAAUUUGUGUUGGGAGAGAAUAUGCUAAACUGCUUACAAAAGUGUUUAUUGUGGAACUGUGUCGAGCCUGUGAUUGGGAACUGGUGAACGAGGACAUCACCAUGACUUACAUUCCUGUGGCCAAACCAAAAGACUCUUUACCUAUCCAUAUAUAUGAAAGGGGAGAUAAUUAA
Molecule: messenger RNA, 1494 nt
Organism: Ylistrum balloti
Lineage: Eukaryota; Metazoa; Mollusca; Bivalvia; Pectinida; Pectinidae
Product: cytochrome P450 26A1-like
Exons: 4
Coding region: 1-1494 (497 amino acids)
Biological process (GO): sterol metabolic process
Molecular function (GO): monooxygenase activity; iron ion binding; oxidoreductase activity, acting on paired donors, with incorporation or reduction of molecular oxygen
Source: RefSeq, a predicted model, not a curated record